UUGAAGCUUAGAGAAUUUAAAACAAGGUGGAAAAGACAAUUCCAACAAGAAAAUCCAGAAAUCAUUGAUGUUGAGUUGGAUGCUUUUGGAUAUCGGGCUUAUGAUGCGGCUUUUGCAAUAGCUAUGGCAGUUGAAAAAGUUGGGAAUGCAAGCUUUGGAUCUCAAAAGGGAAAUGCUUCAUCUUUCAACCCUACAGAUCUUGGAAGUUUAAUGGUCUCUCAAUAUGGUUCAAACAUUUCUAAUGCCUUAUCACUCACGAGUUUUAGAGGCUUGGCUGGCAAUUUUAGUCUUGUUGAUAGGCAACUUCAACUAUCAACUUUUAAGAUUGUUAAUGUCAAUGGUGGAGGAAGUGGAAGAGCAGUUGGGUAUUGGACACCGGAAAAUGGAAGGUUAGUGAAGCAAUUGAAUUCAACAAACAGUUGUAAUGUUUCAGCUUUCAAUUGUGAUGCUCUUGGACCCAUUAUAUGGCCGGGAGAGUCAUUAUCUGUUCCCAAAGGAUGGGAGAUCCCAGAAAACGGUACAAAGUUGAGAAUUGGAGUUCCAGUGAGGGAAGGUUUUACAGAGUUUGUUAAAGUAACACCAAAUUUGAGAACUAAUACCACUGAUGUCACCGGGUUCAGUAUUGAUGUGUUUAAGGUUGCAGUGGAAUUGUUACCAUAUGCACUUCCUUAUGAGUUGAUUCCCUAUGCAUAUCCUAAUGGCACCAGCGCUGGCACUUAUAAUGAUUUAAUCCAUGAAGUAUAUCUUGGGAAUUUCGACGGUGUGGUCGGAGAUGCAACAAUUAGAGCAAACAGAACAUUGUAUGUGGACUUUGCAAUGCCAUAUACGGAGUCUGGUGUAGUGAUGGUUGUGCCAAUCAUAGACAGCAGAACCAAAAAUGCAUGGGUUUUUUUGCAUCCUUUAACACGGGACCUUUGGAUGACUACUUUGGGUUUUUUCAUCUUUAUUGGUUUUGUGAUUUGGGUGCUUGAACACCGAAUUAAUGAAGAAUUCCGUGGUCCUCCUUCACAUCAAGUUGGCACAAGCUUUUGGUUCUCUUUUUCAACUAUGGUUUUUUCACAUAGGGAGAGAGUGGUGAGCAACCUGGGAAGAUUUGUGAUGAUUAUAUGGGUAUUUGUUGUGCUGAUAUUGACACAAAGCUACACUGCUAAUCUAGCAUCACUAUUAACUGUCCAACAACUCCGACCAGCUGUCAACGAUAUAAAUGAUCUUCGAAGGAAUGGUGAUAACGUGGGCUACAUGAGGGGUGCUUUUGUUUAUGAUCUCUUAAAAGAAGUAAAGUUUGAUGAUGCCAAGCUCAAGGCUUAUGGAUCUAUGGAAGAAAUAGAAGACGCUCUUUCAAAAGGGAGUGCAAAUGGUGGUAUUGCUGCAAUUGUUCAUGAAACCCCCUACAUGAAGCUACUCAUUGCAAAAUAUUGUUCCAAGUAUACUAUGAUUGGACCAAUAUUUAAAACCGAUGGCUUUGGCUUCGCAUUUCCAAAAAAUUCCCCUCUUGUAUCUGACAUUACACAAGCAAUCCUAAAUUUGACGGAUGAUGGAUUGAUGACAAAGAUUGAAGAUAAAUGGAUCAAGAAAGAUAGUAACUGUAAAGACUCUAAUGGGAAUUUUUCUAGCAAUGCUCUUGGUCUUGAGAGCUUUUGGGGCCUUUUUUUAAUUGCAGGGAUAACGUCAAUAUUUGCUCUAAUCAUAUUUGUAACUUCCUUCUUGUACGAGCAUAAGCAUGUCUUUAUGCACCCUGAUUCAGGCACCUCUAAGUCAAAAAGGAUCAAAACCAUGUUUGAGAUCUUCAACGAAAAAAAACUCAGCUCUCAUACAUGUAGAAGCAGCCAACAUUCAGACAGUGGUGUUAGUGCUCAAGAUCAUGAAGUGAAAGUAUCACCAAAUAACAACUGGCCAGAAAGUCCACAGAGCUAUACCAACCACACCGAUGCGACUUAUGUAUUUUCUCGGGAACAAGAAACACCGUCUCAUGGUCAAGCAUCUCCGGAAACCAUUCCAACUAUUGAGCUUGCCAUGACUAUUCAAGAAACCCAUGAAACUCUUGAUACAACUCGAUCAAGAGCAUAAAGGAAAUGAAAAACACAAGUUUAUACAACUUUCCUUCUCUUGUCCUUGACUUUCUUUGCUCUCCCCAUUUGGUUCUUUGGCAAUUAGGGGUUCAAUGGAGAAACUGUUUGCACCGUAUUUCUAUGAUGCAAUUUCGCUCGUCUCACAUUUUUCUGGAAGGUAAUAAAGUUGCGGACUUGUUAGCGAACUAUGGUACUACUUCUGCAGCCUUGGUUUGGUGGGAUUUGAUCCCUGCCUUCAUUCUUUCAUCAUGUAAUAGUAACCGUUUAGGUCUUCCGCAAUAUCGUUAUAGAUGGUUUGUUCUUGUUUCCCUGUUAUUACUCACUAGGGAGGUAUUGGUUUAGUCCCCCUAUCUUUGUAUCUCUUUUAUUUUUCUUUUAAUAAAUUUUGAGGCGAUAAGGAGGUUUUUGCCUCCCUUAUCCCUCUAUUCAGUUGAUACAACUUUUCUUCAUGUAUAUAAGCAUUCAACAUUAAUAAAUAGUUAGCUUUU
Molecule: messenger RNA, 2557 nt
Organism: Rosa rugosa (rugosa rose)
Lineage: Eukaryota; Viridiplantae; Streptophyta; Magnoliopsida; Rosales; Rosaceae
Product: glutamate receptor 2.8-like
Exons: 4
Coding region: 124-2067 (647 amino acids)
Cellular component (GO): plasma membrane
Molecular function (GO): ligand-gated monoatomic ion channel activity; signaling receptor activity
Source: RefSeq, a predicted model, not a curated record